CCGAGGCGGCAGUCUUAACCAUCUCUCUUGCCGGGCGUAUUGCUGCAGUUCGCGCCGGGGGUUGUCUGCAGCCACGUGACACGUAACAGCCAAUCAGCGAGCGGCCGCUCCUCCCACCCCCCCGUGUCUCAUUGCGCAUUGAGGCCGUUACCUCGCCGCUCGGACUCCCACCGUUACCGUUUUCAGCGAGUGAACAACUUCGCCCAUAAGUUUCACAGACACUUCUUGCAACAAUGCGUCCCAUGCGCAUCUUCGUAAAUGAUGACCGCCAUGUGAUGGCUAAGCACUCCAUGGUGUAUCCAACUCAAGAGGAACUUGAAGCUGUUCAGAACAUGGUGUCCCACACAGAGAGGGCGCUCAAAGCUGUAUCUGACUGGAUUGAUCAACAGGAGAAGGUUCAAGUUGGCGCAGAAGCUGUACUACCAGAAGAGGAUGUGGUUAUUGAGGAUUCAACAGAUGAUACCAAGGACAGCACUGAAAUUAAACCCGGUGAGAACCCAACCAGGACACUCCGUGGUGUGAUGAGAGUUGGCCUUGUUGCAAAAGGACUUCUUCUCAAAGGGGACUUGGAUUUGGAGCUUGUCCUGCUGUGUAAGGAUAAACCCACAAUCUCUCUUCUGAAGAAAGUGGCUGAAAACCUGGUUGUCCAGUUUGCGUCUGUUUCUGAAGAGAAGUACGAAGUGAUCCAGAAUGUCAGAGAAGCUAGUAUAGUAAUCCAAAACACUAAGGAACCUACCCUAACCCUCAACAUCCGCCUCACCUCCCCACUUGUUCGAGAGGCAGCUGAGAAGAUGAAUUCUGGAGAAACGAUAUCAGUCAGCGAUCCUCCGGACGUUCUGGACAGGCUCAAAUGCCUUGCUGCAUUGGCGUCACUCCGACACGCCAAGUGGUUCCAGGCUAGGGCAAAUGGACUUAAAUCUUGUGUGGUAGUCAUCCGUGUGCUCCGGGAUCUUUGCACGCGUGUGCCUACUUGGGAGCCGCUUCGUGGAUGGCCUCUAGAGCUUUUAUGUGAAAAGGCCAUUGGAACAGCAAACAGGCCAAUGGGUGCAGGGGAGGCUCUCAGAAGAGUUCUUGAAUGUCUUAGUUCUGGAAUACUUAUGCCAGAUGGCCCUGGACUCUAUGACCCAUGUGAAAAGGAAGCCACUGAUGCUCUUGAGCAUCUUGAAAGACAGCAACGGGAAGACAUUACACAGAGUGCACAGCAUGCACUGAGACUGGCUGCAUUUGGACAGUUGCACAAAGUUUUGGGAAUGGACCCUCUGCCUUCAAAGUUGCCAAAGAAACCGAAAAUUGAAAAUCCAAUUGACUACACUGUCCAAAUUCCUCCCAGUACAACAUAUGCAAUGCCGCCACUAAAGCGCCCAAUUGAGGAGGACGGAGAAGACAAAUCGCCAAGUAAGAAGAAAAAGAAGAUUCAAAAGAAAGAUGAGAAGAGCGAGCCUCCCCAAGCAAUGAAUGCUCUCAUGAGAUUAAACCAGCUAAAACCAGGUCUCCAGUACAAACUUGUAUCCCAGACAGGACCCGUACACGCACCUAUAUUUACAAUGUCUGUAGAAGUGGAUGAUAAAACAUAUGAAGCCUUUGGACCAUCAAAGAAAACUGCUAAGCUUCAUGUUGCUGUCAAGGUAUUACAAGACAUGGGACUUCCAACCGGAAUGGAAGAAAAGGAGGAACCUGCAGAGGAGGUAGAACAGAAGCCAGUAGUUGAAACUCCAGCACAGCAAACCGACUCUACACCAUCAGAGUCAGCAGAUGCUGAGGGUUCAAAGCAGCAAGGUCCUAUUCUAACAAAGCAUGGAAAGAAUCCAGUCAUGGAGUUAAAUGAGAAGAGGCGUGGCUUGAAAUAUGAACUGAUCUCAGAAACUGGUGGCAGCCAUGACAAGAGAUUUGUGAUGGAGGUUGAAGUUGACAACCAAAAGUUCCAGGGUUCUGGUUCAAACAAGAAGGUUGCUAAGGCUUAUGCUGCUCUUGCUGCACUAGAAAAACUUUUCCCAGACUACAAUACAUACACAGAGGCACCCAAAAAGAAGAGGCCCCCCAUGAUGCCCAGGGGUGGUGGGCCAAAGUUUCCAGGAAAGCACAACCAGGGAUUUGGGAUGAUGUACAAUGAAGUUCCACCACCUCAGGCAAUGCGUGGACGUGGUAGGGGUGGAAUGAAUAGAGGUAGAGGGCGUGGACGUGGUUUUGGAGGUUACAUGAAUUCAGGUGGAUACGGUGGUGGCUACGGUGGAAACUACAACUAUCAAAAUUCUGCUACAGCUGGAUACAGCCAGUUCUACAGUAAUGGAGGGGGUUCCGGCAACCAAGGUGGGGGUGCUGGAUCUGGUGGCUACAGUAACUACUAUCAGGGAGAAAGCUACACACCACCCACACCACCCAAACCUUUUGUGAGCAAGAAGCCCCCACCUCAACAGCCUCCCCAACAACAGUCUGCACCUUCUCAACCGCCACCACACGUAGCUGCACAGCCUAAGCAGGCCUACAACCAAGGUUACCAGUCUCACCAAACGCAGCCACAGCAGAGUUACAACCAAGGCCAGUAUGGAAACUAUGGCCAAACUCAGAAGCCUAAAGGUGGCUACAAUCAGACUUCUCAGACUGGUGGUGGAGGAGGUGGCUCUUACACUUAUCCAAACUCCUAUACAGGAGGUGCAGCUUCUACAGGUUAUGGUGAAGGCACUGGUGGCCGUGGCGGCAGCUCAUACACUGCACAGAGCUCUGGUGGUUACAAUGCAGGUACACAUGCCGGCUAUGGUAGCACCAGCAAUACCUCUUCUUACCAAGGCUACACACAGUCAAAUUACAACCAAGGACCUGGACAGAACUACAGUGGUCCACCAAGCAACUUUCAGCCUCCCCAGGGUGCGACUGGAGGUGGCUAUGGCAGAAACACAGAUCAUAAUAUGAGCUACCAAUACAGAUAAACUCUCUAUUCCCAAAUGCCACUACCCUCUUCCUUUUUGUCCAAUCUCCCUUCAGUGAACAUCUAGCUUUUGUUACCAUUCUUCUGGAUUUAUGGCAUCUACGGGAAACUAAGGGGGUUAUCCCUCUUCCCCUUGUUGCAGUGCUAUUGUGAUUACUCGCUCCUUCAUGGCAACCUCUCUGUAAUUCCACUGAUUUUUUUUUUUUUUUAUAAUCGGUUCUACCGUUGUAUCUAACACCCCAGAUCGCACCAGAAGGCCUCUUGUGCGUAUACUGUAAGUUUGAAUUGUGUAUUUUUUUUUUUAUUUCCUUGGUUCUCACAGCCCUGUCUUUAAGUUUGUGGUUAGGUGAGUUAAUUGGGGGCUGCAGCAAGCAAAUCCACUCUAGUCACAAUCCCUUAUUCCUUCUGUCGGGUUUAGGCCUACCUUUGUUCCCUCUCCUUCUUGCAACUUUCCAGUCCUGGUGUUUAAUAUGGCAGUGAAGUGACUUUUUUUGUUUAGUGUAUUAUGAACACUUUCUUGCAGACCAAAACUAAUGUUCAGGUGAUUCCAUAAAAGUCUGAGCAUUCUAAAGUUUGUGACUGGUAUCUGCUACUGGAAGUGUUCUGUGAAAUGACAGUACAGCAUCUGUAACUGAGCUACAAUCUGCAUUGUGGGAUAUUGUGCAUGUUGGCACAUCCUUCAAUUUUUCUGGCUUAUUUUAAUUUGUGUAAAUUUUGUAUUCCUUCCUGUAAUCUAGAUUGUUUCACGCUUUCACUGCCAAAUUAAAUCAUGGUAAAGUUGUCCGAGCUGUUUAGUCUUUGGGAAGCAGUAAGCCUGGUCAGAGUUAAGUUGUUGCUCCACCCAUUUCUUGUUUGUUAAAAUAAUUCUGUGAAGUGACUUAACAAGCUUUAUGUAUUUUAAUGCGUUUAGUGUUUUUUGAAUUUUUUUUCCCUUUUGGAACUUUUUUUCCUGUUUUAUAAGUGAAGAUUUUAUUUUAAAAAUUGGGAUGCGUCAAAAGGGUUCUUUUUGUAUGUCUCGUAUCAUUCAGGCAGUAUCUGGAGUGAGCCGAAACAUAGGCGAAAUAAAAUUGAAACUGAACUUCA
Molecule: messenger RNA, 4006 nt
Organism: Pelobates fuscus (common spadefoot toad)
Lineage: Eukaryota; Metazoa; Chordata; Amphibia; Anura; Pelobatidae
Gene: ILF3
Product: interleukin enhancer binding factor 3
Exons: 20
Coding region: 234-2924 (896 amino acids)
Cellular component (GO): precatalytic spliceosome
Molecular function (GO): double-stranded RNA binding; single-stranded RNA binding
Source: RefSeq, a predicted model, not a curated record